AAAUGGAAUUUAAUCUCCGUUGAUGUGGAAUUGUUUACAAAUGGCGGCGAGCAGAUUGAGAAGUCCAUGAAGGAAUAAAUAGACUAAAAUUAGUGAGAACUUAAACCACAAAAUCUUCUGAGCAGUGGGUGCAAGAUAAAGAGAUAAAUAGAGUAUUAAUACUGUAAAGUGAUGUUCUUUUAAAUUCAGCGUUUUAGAUCAUACCUGCAGUCUGAGAGGUUUACUGAAGUGUAUACCCGGAUACGAAAGAUAACCGUCAUGACCGAGGUUCUCAGGAACACAUCCCAAAAUUUUGAUGGAGCUGAGAAAAAGAAAGUUCUUGAACAAGUUUUUGCUCAGUACGAUGCAAAUGGAGUUGAAGAACUUACACCAAUACAAGUCCAAAUAUUGCAUGGAGAUCUGAGAAUGGGAGGAAUAAGUCUACCACAGGUUUUUGCAUCUGUAAAGUACAUCUGUGCUACAAACAACUGCCAUAUCAGUGAGUUGUAUGAUCUUAUUCAAGAGAUGGAUCGUCGCUAUUUUCUUAUUCAAGAUUUCCGAUGGGAAUUCUCCUUUUUGGACCGAGAACAGAAACAAAGCAUCACUGUGGCUCAAGCAAAAUGGUUUGUCCAGUCUGUCCAUGGAAGAUUCUUCUCGCCUGGGAAAUGGAGCAACUUUGUAAAAUCACGAGCUGUACCAGGCAGUGGUGUGACGUUUGCAGAGAUAGAAGUGAUGCUUUGUGACAUUCCAAGCAAACAGAUCUUGGAGGAAGAGGAACGAGAAAGAGAACGAUUACAGAAAGAGCGACAAAAACGCAAAGAACAGGAGGCAGCUGCUGCUAAGGCAGAGAGGAUGAGAAGACAGCAAGAACGAGAAGCUGCCAAAAAGUUGGAAGAACUUGAAAACAAGAAAGCAGAAGAGGAAAGACUUCGAAGGGAAAGAGAAGAAGCAAUUAGAGAAAAGGAGAAUGCUGAGAGGAAGUUGAAGGAGGAUGAAGAGGAGAGGGAACGUUUGAAGAGACUGGAAGAGGAAGAAAGGAGAAAGAGAGAGGCAGAUGAAAAUUUAUACAAAGAUGCAGAGCUCCACAAAGAGGCAGCAGAAAAGGCUGAGAAAGAUGCUGACAAUGAACUGGCUAAACUUGAGAGUGAAAAGGAUGGAGCAGAUGAAAAGAAGAGAAAGAUGAUAGAAGAGGAAGAAGAAAGGCAGAGGAAGCUAAAGAAAGAUAACAAAAACAAGCGCAUCCGCUACCAAUUGAAGGUUGCCAUCAAGGCAAAGGACAAGUACCAGCUUGAGUUCUCAAUGACAGAGUUUAAGAACGCUAAACUCUCAGAUGAUGACAUGGACUAUGAGAAGGCAAAACGCCUUUUGAGGCAGUUGUCAGCUAAAGAAGGUCUCCAGAAAGCCAUGACAAAGAGGGAAAUUGAGGAACUGGACAGAGCUAUGACUUUUGUACGCAAACACGGCUUAGAGGUGGAGCUCGCUAGUGAGAUGAUGGAUGCGAACAAACUUCUGUCACAUCUCAGACGGCUCGAGAGGAUCAGACACGAGAUCUUGGAGCUGAAGCAGUCGACUGUGGCUGAAAUCCGGAGCUACACGAGCCCUCCGCUCAUUGUGCACACAGUCAUGACUGCCACAUUUUUGCUGCUGGGGCAUAAGGAAGGAGAAACAAAGGACUGGAAGGCGGUGCAGGCUCUUGUGGGUAAAACAGGGAAGGAGAGCCUUAAACGACGCUGUCUGGAGUUGGAUGCGAAAACUUUGGCACUAAAAACUGCCAAGAAGGCUCGGAAACUUCUGGAAAAGUAUGAACUGGAUGAUGUAAGGGACAUUUCAGCUGGUGCUGCAACUUUCUUUGUAUGGGCUACUGCAAUGAUAGAAGAAGCUUUCGCCUUGCUGGAACAAGAAUCUUCCUGAACAGAGACCCUUUUCAACAAGAAACUAUUAAUGUGAUACCAGAAACGGAAAGACACCUCAUGGUGUUGUCAUGGGCACUGAUAGAGUGAUAUACAUAUAUGCUUUGUGAAGACAUUUUGUGCCUGGAAUCUCCUUCUUUCUUCUUGGAUAAUUGAAUAAUCAACUGUAAUCCAUCAUUGCGUUGAGAUAUUAAAUAACAAUCUCCUCUCUCAUCUUCUUUCUCCAUGGUGAAGACAAACUAUGAUCUAUUUUUUUUCUAUGAAUGAUGGGAACUAUUGACUUUCUCGAUUUUUUCUUUGUUCCUGUUUCCAUUGAUGAUGAUUACCAUAUUUAAUGACAGUAAUGUAACAAAAUUCAUAAUUAGGUGAUCCCUUUCAUUUUUGCAUGAUUUGAAUUUAUACUGUGGUCACAGAGAGUGCAUGGCCUACCUAUUAAAAACGUUACUGUGUUGAAUUUGUGAAUCAAAAGAAAAAA
Messenger RNA from Aplysia californica (California sea hare), 2364 nucleotides. RefSeq names its product trichohyalin. Lineage: Eukaryota; Metazoa; Mollusca; Gastropoda; Aplysiida; Aplysiidae. The coding region runs from base 259 to 1890 and encodes 543 amino acids. The transcript is spliced from 13 exons. The record is from RefSeq and is a predicted model, not a curated record.